Molecule: messenger RNA, 1806 nt
Organism: Lolium perenne
Lineage: Eukaryota; Viridiplantae; Streptophyta; Magnoliopsida; Poales; Poaceae
Source: RefSeq, a predicted model, not a curated record
AUGGGCGGCAACAGGGGUAUGCCCCUGGCGACCGGCGGCGACCGCCUCACCGGCGACCUGCGGGCUGCGGCCACGCCGGCGACUCGCAGCCUCGCGCCCUCGCAGAUGAAGAAAAAGAAUAGUGAUGGGCUUGCUGGAAGCAGCAUAUAUGCAAUGUGGAAUAAAGCUUCAAAAGCAAAGAAGAUAGAUGAAACAUCCACACCAAAUCAGGUUGUUUUUGAAUCAAGUGCUUCUCAUGAUGAGGUUGAGAACAAUCUUCAGUUGGCGCUUGUGCAAACACUAGAUGAAGAACGUGAACCGGACAAUAGCGUCGGAAACGCAGCCCCAAUCGUGGAAGAUGAUUUGUCAACUGAUGAAGAUGAUGAAGCAACACAUGAAGAUUUGCAGGCCCUCAAACAUGACCCUGGCAAGCGGAUUCUCAUAUCAAGAUAUGUUGUCAAUGAUCAAGAUAGACUUGCAGGAAAUUUUGAAGAGGUUAAUAAGGUGGUUCUCAACAAUGCUCCACAGAAUUGCAGGAUGACUCACCAUGACAUACAACAUGAGCUGAUCAGAUGUUGUACGCGGGAGACUACUAAACUACUCAUUGAAGAACUUGAUGGUGGUCAGUUUGCAAUACUUGCAGAUGAAUCUAGUGAUGUGUAUCAGAAUGAGAAGUUGGUUGUUUGCUUGUGCUAUGUUGAUAAGAAAGGAAGGGCAGUUGUAAGAUUACUUGGUCUUGCUCAUGUUGAGGACACUACCUCUUUGACACUUAAAGUUGCAAUUCAAGAAAUGCUUAUGGAGUACAACUUGACAUUUGCCAUGUCCCGUGGGCAACGAUAUGACAGAGCUAGCAACAUGAAAGCCGAGGAACUAAUUGAUGCAUUGGAUUUGGAAGAAGUACAAACAGGGACUGGGCAAAAUCAGGAAAUGGGUUUGGGAAGGCCAUGUGAUACACGUUGGGGCUCUCACUUCAUGACACUGAACCAUGUCCUCUAUCUAUAUGCUGCAAUAAAGAGAGUCCUAAAGAAGAUUGGAAAAGAGUACCAUGGUGCGGAGGCUCAAGCUGCUCUAUCAGUGGAGACAUCAAUUUUGUCAUUUGAGAUUGUUUUCAUGGCACACUUGUUGCAAGAAAUAUUUGGAUACACAGAUGACUUGAGCAGAGCUUUGCAAACAAAAGACCAAGAUAUUGUUCAUGCUAUUCAGCUACUUGACAAUACAAAGUAUCACUUGGCGGGAUUGAGGUCUGAUCCCGGAUGGGACGAUUUCCUCAUUAAGGUAACAUCUUUCUGUACAAAGCACAACAUCAAAGUUGUUGAUAUGAAGGCGCGUUACUAUCCUGUUGGUCGACCUAGAAGAGGUGAUCUCUUUAAUGGUGCAGAUAAUUACCAUCGCUUCCAUGUUGAUAUGUUUGUGAGUGUGAUUGAUAGGCAAAUUUCAGAAUUAAAUGGAAGAUUUGAUAAGGUAAACACGGAACUACUUAAUUGCAUGGCAGCAUUCUCUCCUGUUCACUCAUUUGCUGCUUAUGAUCGAAAUAAGUUGUUCAAGCUUGCUUCACAGUUUUAUGCUAGUGAUUUCACAAUUGAUGAAUUGGCAAGACUUCCAUGGCAACUAGACAUGUAUAUUACUCAUGUGCGCAAAGAUGAAAGGUUUAAAAACUUGAAGAAUAUAGUUGAGCUUUCAGUUAUGCUUGCGGAGACAAAUAUGCAUGCACAUUACUUUAUUGUUUACAAGCUUCUCAAGUUGGUACUGAUUUUGCCAGUAGCUACUGCUAGUGUUGAAAGGGUAUUCUCCUCCAUGAAUUAUGUGAAGAAUAAGCUAAGAAACUAG